Maylandia zebra (zebra mbuna) is the source of this 4729-nucleotide messenger RNA. RefSeq names its product heterogeneous nuclear ribonucleoprotein L-like. Gene Ontology annotation, biological process: mRNA processing. Gene Ontology annotation, molecular function: RNA binding. Lineage: Eukaryota; Metazoa; Chordata; Actinopteri; Cichliformes; Cichlidae. The record is from RefSeq and is a predicted model, not a curated record. Gene Ontology annotation, cellular component: nucleus.
UGGAGAGAGACAGACGCAUCCGUGGAAAGGACCCGUGAGACGAGACAGGUACCAAAGGAUCAUUCUCGGCAUGGACGUGUCAGAGUGACCAGCUGCAGACACUGUCGCUUCGUCCACCUGAUCCACCACCGAGCAUGUCUACUCCAGAAGAAGCCGGCCAGCGUGAGGAAGGGGAGUACGGAAGGGCGGCUAAACGGCUCAAAACAGAGGAGACGGAGGCGGAUGAGAGAGAGGAGGGGGAAGAGGAGCUGGAGGAAGGAGAGGAUUCGGACUCCGGAUCGCUACCCGGUAACGGAGAGUCGGCGACAGACAAUCGGGCCCGGUGGAGCGCGAGCCAAUUCGGAGCAGGGCUGAGGGAUAAUGGCGAGGACUCCCAUCGUAUCUCUCCCAGUCCCGUGGUGCACGUUCGGGGUCUGUGUGAGGCUGUGGUGGAGGCAGACCUGAUAGAUGCCCUGGAAAAGUUUGGACCCAUAUGUUAUGUGAUGAUGAUGCCAUUCAAGCGUCAGGCCUUGGUGGAAUUCUCUGCAGUGGAGAGUGCAGACCGCUGUGUGUCCUGUGGAGCCAAGGAGCCAGUAUACAUCGCAGGUCAACAAGCAUACUUUAAUUAUUCCACAUCCAAAAGAAUCACCAGGCCUACAAAUGCUGACAACCCCAACAGUGGGAACAAAGUGCUUCUGCUGUCCAUACAGAACCCACUCUACCCUAUAACAACGGAUGUUCUGUACACUGUAUGUAACCCCAUUGGCAGUGUGCUGAGGAUCGUCAUCUUUAAACGAAAUGGAAUCCAAGCCAUGGUGGAAUUUGAGUCAGUUCAGUGUGCUCAGAAGGCGAAAGCAGCUCUGAAUGGAGCUGACAUCUAUGCAGGUUGCUGUACACUAAAGAUUGAAUAUGCAAGGCCAACACGUCUGAAUGUUAUUAAGAAUGACAACGAGAGCUGGGACUACACAAAACCAUACCUGGUCAGACGAGACCGUGGAAAGGGAAGACAGAGACAGGCCAUUUUAGGCGAACACCCAUCUUCCUACAGUGAUAAUGGUUAUGGUCCACCAUGUCCCCUGCUGCCACUGCCCGGCAACAGCAGGUACAAGCUCACUUCAUUGGACGUUCCAGACAUGGUGUCUUAUCCACUGCCGCAGUCAUCCUCGUCAUACUCUGGCCAUGCCCCCAGUUCUGUUGCCAUGGUAAGUGGCCUCCAUCCAUCCAAGAUGAACUGCACCCGCAUCUUCAACCUCUUCUGCCUCUACGGCAACAUUGAGAAGGUUAAGUUUAUGAAGAGUGUUCCUGGCACAGCGUUGGUUGAGAUGGGAGAUGAGUAUGCUGUGGACAGGGCCAUCACACACCUCAACAGCAUUAAGGUGUUUGGUAAAAGACUGAAUGUCUGUGUGUCGAAGCAGCACGCAGUAAUCCCCAGCCAGGUUUUUGAGUUAGAGGAUGGCAGCAGCAGCUAUAAGGACUUUGCUAUGACCAGAAACAAUCGCUUUAGCAGUGCCGGACAAGCCUCCAAAAACAUCAUCCAGCCUCCAUCUGCAGUGUUGCACUACUAUAACGUUCCUCCGUGCAUAUCACAGGAUCAUUUACUGAGGCUGUGCACGGAGCAUGAUCUGCCUGGCUUUGUCAAAUUUAAGAUGUUUGAUGCCAAACCCUCUUCUAAGACCAUCUCCGGCUUGUUGGAGUUUGACAGUAAGACAGAGGCUGUGGAGGUUCUUACUGUUCUCAACCACUACCAGAUUAGGAUUCCCAAUGGGUCCAACCCAUACACACUCAAACUGUGUUUUUCCACCUCAUCACAUCUAUAAAGAGCUACCGAGCUUACAGAGAGCUGCUGGACCUGCUGAUAGCUGACCUCUGACCAAAGGAGGGAGCAUGAAAGGCAGACGCAAAGAGGAGUGAGGCAGAGAGAAACACAGAUGAGAAUAAUAAAGGAUGGAAAUGGACGGGUAUUUAUAGAGUGCUUUUCUAGUCUUACUGACCAAUCAAAGCACUUUGAGUUUGAUGGCCACCAAAGAAGAACGUGGUAAUGGACACUCUGAGGAAUCCACUCUACAUUUAGACGUCUGUACAGGCAACUGAAGUCACAUUUUAUGUUUAAAAAAAUGUAAAAAAAAAUUAAAAAUGGAAACAAUUUUAACUUGCUGUCAUUUAAGGUUUCUUAGUGUUACAUAAACUUGCUGCCCUGUGGGAGCUAAGCUUACAGGCCGAGCUUUCACUGCAGUGCUUGGUCAGCAUGAGAUGCGUAGCUAAUUUAUGAGUUUACUAUAAAAAUAUUAACACAUGACAUCUGGAGGAAUCAUGUUAGGAAUGUCAUCAAGGUUUCAAUGACUAUUUAUGUUUAUCAGAAACAAAACUUUAUUGUUCAUGUAAAAAAUCAGAACCGCGUCUGGUUUGUUUUAGCCUAACCUGAAGAAAUGAAUCCAAUAUGUAGACUAACUUGUAGAGAAGAAACUCUCUCUGUCAUGAUAUUUGCUGAGAAACUUCAGAGGACGAUACACAUUUUAUACACCUCAAGUGUCCCGAAGCAGCCCACGUCAGAAACCUGUCUAAUGACAUAUUAAUAAGCAGCUUGGAAUGAGUUUCCAUGUCUGGACAUGUUAAAAAAUGAGAUGUUGACAUCGACUGAAAACAUUUUUCAUAUAUUUUAAAGUGGAUCAAAGUUAUUUUCCCCACUUAAUGUGAGUUUAAAAUGAGUCUACUGACGUUUUCCCCAGAAUUCUGUGCAUAUAUCUGUAGAUCUUUUAAUAUAUCAGUAUUUGAAUUACUGUACACAGAAAAUUGUAGUGGGUUUUAUUAGAGUCAGCUGCGACCUCUUGUGUUUUCUGUAUAAAUAGAAAUCAAUUGCGUGCUGUGUCCAUUUGAGGUCAUUUUAGAAUCAAAAUGUAUGUUAUUGUCACAGAGUUGCUGGACUCUCCUUUAUUGUAACAGUGAAAUAGAUGUGAACUGAAAACAGUGCAAAUCUACAGUCCAGAGAUCAGAAUAUGAGUUAUUCUUGUUUAUCUGAUUCAGGACUUCUUUGAUCUGUAGCAAGCUGAAAACAACAUUAGCCACGAGUCUGAGAGGAGGCUUCUGCAUGUAACUGCACUCAAUGCUUCUUAGAUGAUUAAACUGGGGAUACUGGACACAUUGCAUCAGCUUGUCAGCAUGAUCUUUAAAUGUCCCUGCUGUUACCUUAAGAUAACAUGUUUUCAGUUGUAACAGGAUGUAAACUACCUGUGUUGAUAUAUAUGGAAACGGCAAUUUUAUUUAUGCAGCACACGUGCUAAAACCCGUGUACGUUUACAAUGCCUUAAGGCAAUGAGAACCACAAAAUAUAAGUUUAAAAAGCAGAAAAAAGUCAAAUAAAAAACACCCACUGAGUGAAGGCCUGUGUAACUAAAAAGGUGUUGAGUGAGCACAGCUUUGACUGAUCUCAGGUCAGCAAGCAGCAGGACGUCAUCCUUACAUCUAAUAUUGUGAUCGAACAGUUAAAAGAUGUGAACCUGAAGACCUGAGCUUUAACUUGAAAUGCGCUGUAGCUCAUUCCAGUAUAAAAUGCGUUGAUGUUGAAAAAAGAAUAACAGAAGUACCAUUUGUCCAAGCAGAAAAGAAAAACGUAAAUGUUGGAAUCUGACACUUUUACAAGAGCAGAGGGAUCACAUCUAACCUGGGAGGAAACAUUUCCUGAUGGUUGUGGUCUUUUCCAGGAUCACAUAACUGUGUGUGCGUCAUGUGACAUUUCACCCACAGUCACAUGAUCUCGAGCCAUUUUAACACCGGUGGGGGAUUUUGGACCUUUGAGUUGGACAGUGCUCUCCUGCAUUACGCUACUAACAAUGAUGAAAUCAGAUUUGGAGGAAUGCUCGUCAUCACUUAUGCUGGAUUUUAGAGAUUUGGAGAAUAAAUAUCAGGGAGAGUUUGAAUCAUUAAGUGUCCCAAACUCGAUCUCUUAAUUGCAUCUGCAUCAUAGAAAUAUGUGAUCUGUUUGCACAACAGUUACUGAGGACAGAAGGAAAAACUCGUAAUAAAAAGCAUUUUAAUUUGUGCAAUAUUCCGUCUGUUAAUCUCAAAUCUAAGGUAAAAAAGGUAAAACUGUUUUGGAUCAAAUACAAAGAGCCAAGUGUCUCUGUUUAGUCAGACUCACGGAUUCUAGAACUGAGGCGUCCUUGUUGUAAAUAAUAUUUGAACAUAAGCAAUAAUAACAGACAAGUUGUUGCUUAUGUACUUGCUGUGUAACAGUUGUAAAUGGGCACUAAGAGGUUUGUAUGUAACGUGCUGUUUCUACAGUGAUUUCAUUUGUUUUUUGGUUACUUUGGGGUGUUUUUGGACAAAUGAGGGCCUUUGAGUUCUUAACCCUCUCAGCACUGAAAUAACAGAAAUGUUAUAUUUUUGUUACUAAAUAUAGUUACAUGGGUUACUUGUGUUCAAAAUGUUACAUUCAGAUGAUGGAAUUCGCUGUUACAUACUAACUUUUAUCUUUUAGUUCUACAUUUGUUCUUUUGUAAAGUGUGAACGACCCAGUGCAGCAGUAAAAUGUAAACCGUGGCAAAAGCCUGAGUGUUAAUCACAUAACUGAUGGUUUGAGACAAGGAAGCAGGUAUAAGUUAUGAUUUUAAGACAGUAAAUGUUUGAUAUUGUUAAUAGUUUGUUGUCAUUAAAAAAAUCCUAAAACAAUGUUGUUUUAUUUCAAGACAUUCUGUGGUCUAAAUGAUACGUACCUGUUCAAACUGAAUAAACCUGUUUUGAGGCUGUAAAGCCG